This is a messenger RNA of Nothoprocta perdicaria, 513 nucleotides long. Its product is annotated as T-cell receptor-associated transmembrane adapter 1. Gene Ontology annotation, cellular component: T cell receptor complex. The record is from RefSeq and is a predicted model, not a curated record. Gene Ontology annotation, biological process: negative regulation of receptor recycling; positive regulation of T cell receptor signaling pathway. Bases 1 to 513 code for a protein of 170 amino acids. Lineage: Eukaryota; Metazoa; Chordata; Aves; Tinamiformes; Tinamidae. The transcript is spliced from 5 exons.
AUGGACUGCCAUUUUUCUGUCUGGGGAGUUUUGGCCUUUCUGAGUUUGGCUCUGAUCGUUUCACUAAUAUUCAAUAUUUCACAGUAUAUAAGAAAGAAGCGAGAAGAUAAAAUGUAUAAAGACUAUGAAGACUGCAGUCCAAGCUAUGAUUACUUUGACACAGGAGAUGACUCAGUUUAUGGCAAUCUCAGUCAAGAUAUUUUAGAAGAAUGUUGUUACGAGCAAAUGAAGUCCCAGCCCCAAAGGCCAGUUAACGAACAGGUGGAGCCUGCCAAUCAGAUGUGCUAUGCCUCCCUUGAUCACAGCAUCAAGGGAAAACGCAGAAAACCGAGGAGAAAGAAAGAGUCUUCAGAAGAAGAUCAAGAAGAAAGACCAUCUAAACCCACUGUCAUGCCUUCCAUUUAUCUUAAUAGUGAGCAGCUGGCUGCUGAAAACCCAGCAAAGGCAGAAGCUGUUCAUGAUGAUCCCAUCAGAUUAAUGGGCUUGAUUCAUGCUACCAAGGAGAACGUUUGA